AUGCAGGCGGACCGCGGAGCUCGGGGCGGCCGCGGACGCCGGCCCAGCCAUGACCGGCCCGGCGGGGAUCGCGACCGUGACCGCGAGAGGGCGGGAGCCGCAGCGGCGGUGGCGAGAGGCGGCGGGGACGGAGGCGGACGCCGGGGCCGCGGUCGGGGCUUUCGUGGGGGCCGCGGAGGCCGAGGAGGAGGCGCCCAGCGGGGCGGCCGCCGGGAGCCGGGAGGCCGGGACGCCGGAGCCACAGCGCCGGUUGAAGAUCGCAGUGCUGUAGAGACCUAUGGAGAAGAGAGUGAUGAACAGGGAAAUUAUUCUAAAAGAAAGAUAGUCUCUAACUGGGAUCGAUAUCAAGAUACUGAAAAAGAAGUUGAUAAUGAAAGUGGAGAAUCACAGAGGGGGACAGAUUUCAGUGUUCUUCUCAGCUCUGCAGGGGACUCCUUCUCACAGUUCCGGUUUGCUGAGGAGAAAGACUGGGAUGGUGAAGCUUCAUGUCCAAAGCAGGAUUCAGCAUUUUACGUGGACUGUGAGUCACUGGUUCAAGCCCUUCAAGAACUGCCUCUCUCACUCCGACUCAAUGUUGCUGCUGAACUGGUCCAGACCGCCCUGCCUGUAGAGCUUCCUCAGGUGAAGCCAAAGAGAAGCGAUGAAGGCAAGGGACUAGGCAUGCAGUUACAAGGGCCGCUGGGGCCUGGAGGAAAGGGGUCCGAGCUGAGGUCUGCUGGCUGCCCCAUGUACCCGAGUAAAGACAGCCCAAGACGGGGCCCUGCAGAGGGUUCCCAGAAGCCCGCUUCCCCACCGCACUCAGCGGCAGACCCUUUGGAAGAAGAAUUAGACCUGCUGCUUAAUUUAGAUGCGCCUGUAAAAGUGGGAGAUAACAUCUUACCAGACCAGACACCCCAGGACCUGGAAUCUGAGAAAGAGGAGGCGGCGGCUCAAGAAGAAAAAGUUCUUGCAAAACCACCUGCGACGGAAGAAGAGACCGCGGAAUCUGAGCAACCCAGCACAUCAAAAACCGUUACUGAGGAAGAGCUUGAAGACUGGUUGGACAGCAUGAUUUCCUAACAAGAGAAGAGAAGGAAAAUGGAAAAAAAGUGCCUGAAGCCAAUUUUGGUUGCCUCAUGAGUCAGGAUGCCCUGGAAGAACAGCUGGUUCACAUGCAUGCCCCCAGCCAGCGCGUCCCAUCGGGCUGACCGCAGCCAGCGCCUACCUCUGCCUUUGACCAUAUGCACAGCUGAGUCAUCGGACACCAGAGGGCGGAGCCGUGUGGCGCUUGUUCUCAGCAUAGCCAGUGCCACCCGCAGGACAGCACAGGGCACGCGUUUGGCUAAAAUAAAGAAAUGCUGGU
Molecule: messenger RNA, 1342 nt
Organism: Molossus molossus (Pallas's mastiff bat)
Lineage: Eukaryota; Metazoa; Chordata; Mammalia; Chiroptera; Molossidae
Gene: AVEN
Product: apoptosis and caspase activation inhibitor
Exons: 6
Coding region: 1-1059 (352 amino acids)
Biological process (GO): negative regulation of G2/M transition of mitotic cell cycle
Source: RefSeq, a predicted model, not a curated record